Tilletiaria anomala UBC 951 is the source of this 600-nucleotide messenger RNA. RefSeq lists its product as uncharacterized. The transcript has a single exon. Gene Ontology annotation, cellular component: mitochondrial large ribosomal subunit. Lineage: Eukaryota; Fungi; Basidiomycota; Exobasidiomycetes; Georgefischeriales; Tilletiariaceae. Gene Ontology annotation, molecular function: structural constituent of ribosome. The annotation marks the transcript as partial. The record is from RefSeq and is a predicted model, not a curated record.
UCAUCCGCGCCAGCUGGGACGAUCCUGCACGGCCUGUCAAUCUACAAGGACCGGCCGGAGCCCGUCGCGCGACCGGAUUCGCACUACCCCGCCUGGCUGUGGGACAUCAUCUCCUCUUCCUCGUUCAGCACCGACACAUCCGAGGCAAGCAUUGCAGCCGAGACGGCUGGAAUGUCCAAAGGUGAAGCGCGCGUCGCCGAGAAGCGUAUCAUGAAGGAGCGCCGGGCCGCGCAGAAGGCCAAAGAGGCCGCCGCGAAGAAGGCACAGAUAGCCGCCGAAGCGGCCGCUGCAAAAGCCGCCGCCGCGCAGUCGUCAUGUGCAGGCGUCAGCCUCGCAGGAGGAGCGCCGCUCGUGCUGGGCGAGCAUAGAAGGAUUGCUGCACUCGCCGCAGACGCAGAGGCCACGCAGAAGGAGGCGGACGCCGCUGCCAGCGAGGCAGGGCUCAUGCCUGGACAGGCGGCAAAGAAAACAGGCGACGACGCUGCUACUGCUGUCAGCGGCAUGUCCGAGCGCGAAUUGCUGGAGCGUGAGAAGAAGCGCGCGCUCAGAAAGGCGAGCAAGAGCGCCAUCAAGACGAAGAACUUUGUCAGCAGCUCGUGA